AUGCAACAAGGUUUACACACGAAAGAUCUUAACUUAUUAUGUCUACUACAACAAUACUUAGGGGGUAUUGGUUCUAUUCAUUUAGCUUCAAACCGAGACGUAGUUAAUUAUUCAAUAGAUUCAACUAAAGAUUUAAAUAAACUUAUUACUCAUUUAGAGGAAUACCCGUUAUUGACUCAAAAAGCCUCAGAUUUUUUAUUAUUUAAAAAAGCGGUAAAACUUGUUAAUGAUAAAGCUCAUCUUACGGUUGAAGGUCUAAAAAAAAUAGUGAAUAUCAAAGCAUCCAUGAAUUUAGGUUUAUCUGACAUAUUAAAAUCAGAGUUUGCUGGAUAUAUCCCAGUCGAUAGACCUGUUAUAAAUUAUGCUAAUAUAAAUUUAAACCCUCAUUGA
Molecule: messenger RNA, 390 nt
Organism: Plenodomus lingam JN3
Lineage: Eukaryota; Fungi; Ascomycota; Dothideomycetes; Pleosporales; Leptosphaeriaceae
Source: RefSeq, a predicted model, not a curated record